This is a messenger RNA of Clarias gariepinus (North African catfish), 2377 nucleotides long. RefSeq names its product B-cell receptor CD22. The transcript is spliced from 6 exons. Gene Ontology annotation, cellular component: cell-cell junction. Gene Ontology annotation, molecular function: cell adhesion molecule binding. Gene Ontology annotation, biological process: cell-cell adhesion. The coding region runs from base 62 to 1291 and encodes 409 amino acids. The record is from RefSeq and is a predicted model, not a curated record. NCBI's taxonomy places the organism in Eukaryota, Metazoa, Chordata, Actinopteri, Siluriformes, Clariidae.
UAAGAAGCUCAUGCAGAAGUUAAAAUGCCAGCAGUAAAGUGAAAGAGUGAAAGAGCCAGGAAUGAACCAAUGUCUCUUGUUACUUCUGAUGUCAGUCCUACAUGGAUCUACUCUCAGGCCAGAACUUUCCGGGCCGAGUAUGGCCUUCCUGAAAUCUACAGUAGCAUUUAAAUGUAAGCUGACAGGAUCCCCUUCACCACUGACCUUUGAACUCAUCAAGAACAAUGACGAGGUCCUGGAGAGAAACAGUAACCCAAUAACAUUUUCUCUAAAAGUCAACAUGGGCUCAGAGGGCGUGUAUGUUUGCAGAGUGACAUCAGGAAACCAAACAAGCAUAAGCAACCCAGUACACUUACAAGUAGUAAUUCCUGUCCAAGGUGUCUCCAUAGUCUCAGAACCCAACCCACCUGUCAUUUAUGAGGGAGAGGGGUUUAAGCUGAGCUGUGAGGCCAGAAUGGGGACUCAUCUCGGUUACUCCUGGUACCACAAUGAGCAGGAAAUGUCGUCACCCUCGCCUCUUCACCAUUUUGUUGGUAACAUGCUGACAGUGAAUAGUUCAUCUGAAUGGCAUGCUGGGAGUUACUUGUGUGUGGCCAAAAACUUGAUGGGAAAUAACUCGAGAUCCUCCAGCAGUGAGCAUGUCACCGUUGUGGUAAAAAAAUACAUAUCACCUCCCAGGCUGUCAUUCACACUUUUCCAAAAUGGCACAGGCUACUAUGCUAACCUCAGCUGUCAGUUGGCCUACGGUAGCCCUCCAGUGAUGUUCCAGCUGUUCUUUAAUGGGAAGUCUGUUGAUGUGCAGCAGUUGAAUUUACUGGAAGCUUGGUUUAUUCAGCCUGUUACUAUAGGACUAUAUAUGGGUAAAGUACAGUGCAUAGCGAAGAACAACAUCCAGCACCUUUUCAGUAACUCAAUACGUCUGGAAGUUGUGUUAGUAACAGGGACUGCACUUGUCCAAGUGGAGUACCUUCACAGAGCAGAAUCUGAAGUCACAGCUGUCCUACUCAAGUGUGUGAUCACCGCAGGGACGUUUCCUGUCUUCUCAUGGUCCUUCAAUGGCUCCACUAUACCCCUAGGGGCCAAUUCUCCUACUUUUGUUCAACAUGACCAGGUUAUAGUUCUCACACACAUAAGCCCUGAGAACUCAGGGUAUUACAGCUGUCGAGCGAGGGACAGUUUCAAUUCUGACUCAUCCUGGUUGGAGAGUGAGGAGGUCUUGGUGAAGAUGACAGUUGGCUCAGCGCAGCCUCAACACCCACUCCAAUUGGUUCUUCUGAUGUUGAGGCUCUGAUAACUUGGACCAAAGAUUAACAAGAGAUUUGCUGGCUGGAACAUAGUGUAAGAGCUGGAUAGCAACUGAGCAUGGGACCUGAGAUGAACAUGGGUUUUUGGCAUGUGUCUGAAUGGGAUAGACAUCUUCAAAGUCAUCAGUGGGACAAGCUCAUUUUCCUCAAAACCAACCUGUAUAGCCAGCACAGUGGUUUUAAAACCAGUGAUGUCUUUGGAGCCAGUGACAAAGCCAUCAUGAUGGUUUUAAAAACAGAAGAUGGAGCAAAUAUGAUGCCUUCUAUGUUGGGGGCAUUACAGGGCUUGGCUAAAACAGUGCAUUGCACUAUUCAGAAAGUGCAUGGCAUACUUGUAUGAGGCAGUAUAAGAAUGCAGUUCAAUAAGCUGUCCUCUCAACCUCACCCAGGACACCCUGGAUUUGAUGGAGCCUAAUGCAGGAAGCUACCCAUUUAGGCUGGACAACCUGAUCAUCAGUUGCUCUUGUGGACUUAUUGGUUGUUGCAUCGGAGCCCCUGUCCCCACAAAAAUACUAGGGGUGGCACAUACCCUUUGAUGUGGAACACCAUGUUGAGCAGCAUUAAUUCUACUAGGUUCCUUAGCCUUGAAUGUUGCUGAAUAUCACUUAUAGAUGUGGCACCUGGUUCACACAGAAACCAUAAAGUAAAUCCACUCUGGCUCCCCUGGCUUUGGAUUUGCUGAGCUCUUUCUUCAGACCUAACAUUGCAAGAACAAAUUUUACAGGUUUAUGCUCUACCCCAGCAUGAGGCACUAGCCUAGUUAGCUCGACAGUAGUGCUCCUUACCUUGCCUGCUGCGUUAAAAUGGUGGUCCCGUGUUCUGUCAUGUGACGACGGAGUAACAUCAAGAAUAAAUAGAAUCACCUGAGCAUAAUCAUAAUCAGGAUGUGAAUUAAACAUAACUGACCCAAGAAUGCUGGGAAUUGAAAUACAUAUCACAUACAAAAAAAUACUGUAAGUCCCAUCAAAGUGGGACUACUUGCUGGUAUUGUGAGACCCUAAUUGUCUCUAUAGUUAUUCCUAUAUAUAUAUUUUUUGUCUUGAAAUUGUCAUUAAAAUUAAUAUUUUAUGCUU